UCCAUUAUUUUCCCUCUCUAAUGCCACUUGUCAUUAAACAACAAAUCUUGCCCUUUACGACUUCAAUUCAAGACCACCGUAGUCCGUCCCCUGUUCAAACUUCGAAGCUUUAACGGAUGACCCAAAUCAGCAUUUGAUUCAGGGUCUGUGUUUAAAGUGGCAGAAAACAGAAAAGUCUGGAGCUUUACCGAGGAAAAGAAACCAAAAGAAUGAAAAAGGGAGAAAAAGCAAACAAAAGUACUAGGGUUGUUGAAGCUUUGUUCUGAUUCUUGUUUAAUCAUAGCAAAUUUGCCUUCAAAGUGGGAAUUUAAAAGUGGGCAUAAGAGAUGAAGCUUGGUGGUGAUGCCUUGUCGGCUUUCAAGCUCUGUCAUCUCUUUUUUUCUUCCAAGAAUAGUGAAAGAUUUUUGAGACAGGUGACAAAGCAUGAGGAAUGAAAAGUUGGGCAAAAAGCAGAAGAGGGCUCAAGUUAAAGUUAAAUUGCGAAAGGUCAUGAAUUGUCUCUGCUCAGGGGAACUUGCGAAAGCAGAUGAAAUGAUCCCUUCUUCUGAAUCACUUGCAACUAAGGAUUAUUCCACAAGUGUUUAUUCUUCUCAAGCUGGAGAAGCUGAAAGGAAGCCUGAUGCAGGCAACAUUGAAGAGGCUGAAUCGUCUCUGCGUGAGAGUGGUUCUUUGAAUUAUGAGGAAGCCAGAGCACUGUUAGGAAGAUAUGAAUAUCAAAAGGGAAACAUAGAAGCUGCUUUACAUGUCUUUGAAGGAAUCGAUAUUGCUGCAGUUACUCCGAAGAUGAAAAUCGCACUUGCCAGACGAGGAGACCAUCCCAGAAAACAAUCUCAAAAUUAUUCCUCGCUGCCCAUGUCAUUACAUGCAGUUAGUUUGCUCCUGGAAGCAAUAUUUCUAAAAGCGAAAUCUCUUGAGGCUCUCGGGAGAUAUAAAGAAGCUGCUCAAUCAUGCUCAGUUAUUCUGGACAUAGUUGAAUCUUCAUUACCAGCAGGCUUGCCUGAAAACUUUGCUGCUGACUGUAAAUUGCAGGAGACACUGAGCAAUGCUGUUGAGUUACUUCCAGAACUGUGGAAACUUGCUGAUUUUCCCAGUGAGACAAUCAUUUCAUACCGGAGGUCCCUUCUUCAUCCAUGGAAUCUUGAUGCACAAACUGUUGCCAGGAUUCAAAAAGAGUUUGCUGUCUUUCUUCUUUACAGUGGAGGUGAGGCAAACCCUCCGAACCUGCGAUCCCAAAUGGACAGUUCUUUUGUUCCUAGAAACAAUAUUGAAGAAGCUAUUCUUCUUUUGAUGAUUCUAUUGAGAAAAGUUUCUCUCGAUAGAAUUGAGUGGGAUCCAUCGGUUUUGGAUCACCUUACUUAUGCAUUGUCUAUAUCAGGGGGUUUAAGGGCUUUAGCUUACCAAGUGGAAGAAUUGCUUCCGAGGACAAUAGAACAGAAAGAUAGGUAUGAGAAGCUGGCCCUCUGUUAUUAUGGAGAAGGCGAUGAAUGGGCUGCUUUGAAUUUGUUGAGGAAGUUGUUGAGUAGGGCGGUUGAUCCAACAUGUGUUCCAGCAUUGCUAUUGGCUUCCAAACUUUGCGGGGACAGCUGUUCAUAUGCAGAAGAUGGGAUUAGCUUUGCUCAACGAGCCAUUGAAAGCUUGAAAGGAAGAUGUGAUCAGUUGACUGGUGUUGCCAAUUUUCUAAAGGGUAUAUCACUUUCAAAUAGUUCCAGAUCAGCUGUGAGUGAUUCUCAGAGGGUACAGAGACAGACUGAGGCACUUCACUCCCUAGAAAUUGCCGGUAAAAUUACCCAGAUGAAGGACCCCAUGAUUAUUUACCAUCUUAGCUUAGAAAAUGCUGAACAAAGGAAGUUGGAUUCUGCAUUUUAUUAUGCAAAAUUCUUGCUCGAAUUGGAAAAUGGUUCUAAUCCUAGGGCGUGGUUAUUAUGUGCUCGCAUAUUAUCAGCUCAGAAACGGUUUGUAGAUGCCGAAAGUAUCAUUAAUGCAGCUCUAGAUCAGACAGGAAGAUGGGAUCAGGGAGAUUUGUUGAGAACUAAAGCUAAACUCCAAAUUGCACAGGGUCAAGUCAAGAAUGCAAUAGAAACCUACACUCAGCUUCUUGCUGUUCUUCAAGUUCAACUCAAAAGUUUUGGUUCAGGGCAAAAGCUUGAGGGUGGAUGGAAACAGAAUAGAAAUUUGGAGCUGGAAACUUGGCAUGAUUUGGCUUCCAUCUACAUUAGAUUGUCUCAGUGGAGGGAUGCUGAAAUCUGUCUUUCCAAGUCUGAAGGCAUAAAUCGUCAUUCUGCUAUGAGGUGGCACACUGCUGGUAUGCUUCACGAAGCUAAGGGCCAGCACAAAGAAGCCCUUAAAGCUUUUGCACAUGCUCUGAGUAUUGAUCCCAGUCAGGUCCCAAGUCUAGUCUCGUUGGCAGUGGUUCUUAGACGGAUGGGCACUCAAUCACCUGCAACUGUUAGAAGCUUUUUGACGGAAGCAAUACGGCUCGACAGAAUGAAUGCUUCUGCGUGGUAUAACCUUGGCCUUGUUUUUAAAGAUGAAGGCCCUGGCUCAGCUACAGAAGCUGCUGAAUGUUUCGAGGCUGCUGCUUUCCUUGAGGAGACGGCACCAGUUGAGCCCUUCAGAUGACCACCUAUGCCCUGUCUCUGUGUAGGAGGCAUUUCGGUUGCUUUAAUGACCUGUAUCUCAUUCGUACAUAGUCGAAGCAGACGGGCGUUUCUCUUUUUGUUACUUGGGUCGGAACACGUUGUAUUAUAUAAGAAGAGCAAUUAGAACUUUGAUUCUUAAUUUACUCUGCCCUCAGUUGUAAUUGCCUUUCUUUUCUUGGUA
Messenger RNA from Coffea eugenioides, 2820 nucleotides. RefSeq names its product protein NPGR2-like. Gene Ontology annotation, molecular function: protein binding. The record is from RefSeq and is a predicted model, not a curated record. NCBI's taxonomy places the organism in Eukaryota, Viridiplantae, Streptophyta, Magnoliopsida, Gentianales, Rubiaceae. Bases 424 to 2619 code for a protein of 731 amino acids. The transcript has 6 exons.